UAACGCAGCCCCGCCCCUCCAAACCCUUAUAUCACAACACAGCAGCAUGCAACAGCAGUACAGUGUGUGUGUGUAGCCGGAGCUCGAGGACACGACACAAUACAACACAAAACAAAGGAGCUGACACCAGGGAGAAGGAAAAUGUGGCUGCCUUUGAUUGGACUGACCGGCCUGCCCCACCUGGGAGGGCUCUACGGGGGCUUUAUCACACGCAAAGAGGUGAAGACCUGGUACCCAACCCUGCAGAAACCAUCAUGGCGCCCGCCCAACGCUGCAUUCCCUAUAGUCUGGACUUGUCUGUACACGAGCAUGGGAUACGGCUCCUACCUGGUGUGGAAGGAACUGGGAGGUUUCACCGAGGAUGCACUGGUUCCGCUGGGACUAUAUGGGCUACAGCUAGCUCUGAACUGGGCCUGGACUCCUAUUUUCUUUGGUGCUCACAAGAUAAAACUGGCACUCAUGGAGAUUGUGCUCCUCACUGGGACUGUCGGAGCCACCAUGGUGUCUUGGUAUCCCAUCAGCCGCACCGCCACUCUGCUCAUGGCGCCCUACCUGACCUGGCUGUUUAUCGCCACCUCUCUCAACUACUGCAUAUGGAGAGACAACCGCGAGGAAAAGAAGGAGUAGAGGUCGUCUCAUUGCACUUUGACCGGAGCACUUCAAUUCAGAAUCAAGACAUAAUUCAGUGUUUUUUAAUUAAUUUUAGAUUCACAAACUAGUCCGACUAUGUUGGAGGAACGAUGAUAUAAAAUCACCCUGUCAAAGACCGAUCAAUAUCUGUGUAUGUGAUGGCCAAUAUUCAAAAUGACGUAUCCAUGCAAGGUAUGUCAUCAGAAUUUGUCUACAUCCAUAUUGAACACAAAAAGGCAAUAUUCGACGUGCUACAUCGAGAUACAAAAGUUGUGAUUUAAAAAAAAAAAAUGAAUGUAUUGUUUUAAUGAAAACUGUCCCAUGUGCUUUACUGAUGAAGAAAUAUAUGUUUUAGUUACUGCUAUAAAUCUGCUAAAAUAAAAGAUUUACCUCCAAA
Molecule: messenger RNA, 1027 nt
Organism: Pleuronectes platessa (European plaice)
Lineage: Eukaryota; Metazoa; Chordata; Actinopteri; Pleuronectiformes; Pleuronectidae
Gene: tspo
Product: translocator protein
Exons: 4
Coding region: 142-627 (161 amino acids)
Cellular component (GO): mitochondrial outer membrane
Source: RefSeq, a predicted model, not a curated record